Ectocarpus sp. CCAP 1310/34 is the source of this 4768-nucleotide messenger RNA. The record is from the annotation of a GenBank genome assembly. NCBI's taxonomy places the organism in Eukaryota, Phaeophyceae, Ectocarpales, Ectocarpaceae.
AUGAACCAGGAGGCCACGCCCCCCUCAGCAGUCGCAAAUAACGUUGAUUUGAGUUUUGAGCAGCAACAGCAGCAGCAGCAGCAGGAGCAGCGGAGGAGACGUAGGGCGGACCAGCUGCAGCAUGACGAGGGGGACGAAGAGGUGGAAGCUGAUGAUCAUGGGGGCGGGGAGGACGUCCAGCUACAGGGCGACUCUACCAGGGCUGACCUCAACAAGCUGACAGCGGUCAACACCCCGAUACCCCGCGGGGCCAUGCACCUGAACAAGGUCAGGAGCCCACACUACCAUCGGACGCAGUACCUGAGCAACCUCGGCAUCUGGGCGAAGAAGGAGGCCAAGCAUCUCAACUCCUCUCGCGCGACGGAGGCGCGCUACAAGAGCGAUCUCACGUCGGAAGCCGCCGUCGCCGCGAAGAAGAAUCCUAGCAGCACGACGACUACGACACCAGGCGAACCGUCACCGGUCCCGCCGCCGCCGCCGCGCCCGCCUGGGACCCCGUCCGACGAAGCUCUAUUAGCUGUAGCCACCUCGAAAACAGCAGGGGGUGCGCGACCACAACCUGCGGCGGGAGAGGCAGCAGCGGUUUCGGAAGUGGUGCCGUCGGAAUCGCCACGACCGCAACCUGCCCCGCGUGGUGGUGACCAUGACCAACCAAGGCGCCAAGGGGAGGGGGAGACGGGUUCGCCACCCUCAGAGGCAACUGGCGGCAAGGGCGGCGGCAGGGUUGUCUCGCCGCAACCGGCGAGCACGGGGCCGGGCGGGAGGGUCGGGGUGGUAGCCGCGGCAGUAGGAGCGUCUUCGUUGGCUGGAGAAGCCUUGGACGGUGGAAAAGGUGGGCAGGACACGGCGGUUGUGGCGGCAGCGGCUGUGGCGGUAGCAGUAAUAGCUCCGGCACGGUCACGGUCAGAACCCUCGGCCGGAACCGCGGGCUCGCGGACGCCCGCGCUCGGCGCCACCAACAGCAGCGCCGACAAUAGCGGCACCUCUGCCGCCGCCCCCGCAACAUCACAACGGAGGAACGAGAAAAUUCGGCCCUCCUCUGCCGCCGCUCCCGUUCCAGCAGCAUCAACGCCUGCCGCGGCCAUCAUUCCCCCUCUCCCAGGGGCCCCGGCAGCAGCACAACCGACCUCCUCCUCGUCCUCCUCCCACCCGCUGAGGUCCGCACGCACCGUGGCGGACCCGCUCAAGGUCGGGUCGCCGCCCCUUCGAGCCGUGCGACCCCCGCGGAGAGACAUCCGCAGGGACUACCUCACCAACCUCGGGAUGAAGAGGGCGGUCGUGGCAGGGCCGGGCGACGCGCGAACGCCCCCGCCGAUGAUCCGGAGGUCGUCGUUCAUCGAGAGCGUGGAGAACCCUGUGGAGGAGCAGCUCAAGGACCCCAACGCGGGCGAGAUCACCUUGGAAGGCGUUCUGAGGGUCGUCGGGAGCAUCCUGACCGGCGGGAACAGCACCAAGAAGGAACGCGAGCCCCGCCCGUGUCGGACGUGCGAGCGGUUGAGAGCUGGCAACAGCGGCGGCAGCAGCGCCAACUCCUCGCCGAUGGUGGGUUGGCACGGCGGCGCCCAGGAUUGCCGAGGAGGCGAGGGGCAACGCGGGGUGCAGGGGUCGGGGGGAGGGGAGGGCGAGGGUUCGGUGGCGGAGUUUGCGCCUUGUCGCCACAAGCACGUCGACUUUGCCCCGGUGGUGUCGGCGGUGUACGUCCCCGUGCACUCGGAGUACAGCGAUCGCGUGCGACGGAGCUACUGGAACAGCGCGGGGGAGAUACGGGAGAUGGUCUACCGCAACAUGAUCGAGUUCGAUGCGGAGGAGUACAACUGGGAGAAUGUUGCCGAGGAGGAAGACAUGUACUUCUGCGAAGAGACGGGAGAGUUCAUCCACCCCAUAUUCUUCGACUCCCAGGAAGAGGCAAGAGAGGUUAGGGCGACUUCGUCCUCCGCCACUUCGUCCUCAGACCGCGACGGAGAGGAACACAUGGAGUACAUCAACGAGGGGCGCGGGUUGCCUGUCAUGCAACAACGGUGAUGCGUCCACCCGCUUAUCCCGCGGGACGAGAGGUGGACCGCGAGGCCAGCAAGGGACCGCGAGAUAGUGGCGAGGCGGUAUCUAGUAGCAGCAGCAGCAGCAGCAGCAGCAGCUGCGGUGUACAGGAAGCGAGCCCUCCAUGCCGGAGGACACGACAGCUUUUGUCUGCUCGGUUUUCGACGCUGGGAAUGAUUUUUUUGCACGAUCCCCAAGCAGAUGUCAUUGCAAAGGCAUGUCCUUGCACGAUGUCUCCAACCGCAAUGGCAAUGUGUUGUACACGACGCCGAACAGCGUGUCGCCGGAAAUUGACGGAGGCGUUCUCGCAGCCCAUCUCCGUGCCACGGAGAGCGCUGUUGGAUCCGUCGCAGCCCCCCCUUUGCGUCUGGAAAUGGAGCGCACUGUAGCGGUGCUCGUCCGUGCGUCCACGUGUCUGGACAACGUGAAGACGGCGAAGAAACAGAUAUUGGCACACGCUUGAUUCAUUUUUUUACGACGGUCGAGAGGUCAUUCGUUGUCUGGGGUAAGGGAAUGCGUUGCAACUGGCGUCGAGAAAAGAAGGUCUUGGUUUGCCUCUCAUUCUCUUGGUGGCGAGACGUCUCGGUUUGUUGUGUCUUGUGUUGGUUUUGUAUAUAGACGACACGCGAUGGUGGACGUUCGGAAAUCGAUACGAGCCAGCGUACCCAGCCAGCAGUAUAUUUGCAGACCGCCACCCAAGUGUUUGUGGGGUCAUGAUGCUGGAAAAUUGCAGGUGGCAGUAGUUCGCCUCGCUUCACAAUCUGCGGGAGAGGGGGGGGGGNGGGGGGGGGGGGGGGGGGGGGGGGGGGGGGUGGGGGGGGGGGGGGGGGGGGGGGGGGGGGGGGGGGGGGGCAUUGGUUUUGCGGUGAAAUAUGGGGGAGUUGGCCACGGGUGUACAGUUUCGCCAAGAGCGGUGUGGUUUCAAAAGCUGGUGUGUGCAUGUGGUACUGUACGCUGCUGUCGGUCGUUUGGCUGGCGCGUGUUGGUGUGAGUAUGGCGCGCAAUUCUCGGCGGGCGCAUGUUUGGACGAGGAGGGCACGGGGAUGAAAAUGCGUCGAUGCCGUGGGCGCGGUACGAAGGGGACAGAAAAAGUUGGUAGCGCUAUAUGAUUCCCCGAGUACUUUAAUGUUGUUGAUGGUGAAGAAGCAAUUGCCGUUUCCCAUAUUUUUAAGUGUUGGGGUACAUUCUUCCGGCAUGCGAUCGACCCCCGUAGGAUAAUUCGAGUGAGAGAACAAAUGGUACUGUCUGUACGUUAGGCGCGCCAUCUCGCGUUUAUAUUCGUUGGUCCGGGUCAGGUUAAAACGGUCGACGUACGUAUUAGAACAAUAUUUACAAGCGUUUGGACAAGGGUGCAGAAAACGCACACACGAGGAGGGAGGUAUAAAUCGACCCGGACCAACGCAGUACUCCCCCAAUGCGCUGAUAGUUGUUCAUUUUGUGUUGCUGUUCUACAAAGUGGUCCUUCGUGGUCAUCGUCGAGUACGUACUUCUGCACGGCCUCCUCCGAAGUCAAGAUAAUGCCUUUGAGUUUUUUUUAGUGGUGGAGAGCACAGGCAAAGGAGGACUGAUAGUGAUCGGUGUAGGAGUGAACGGUACAAUAGUACCUAGAGUCCCGAUCGAUCCAAUUUUUCUUUUGCGAAACGUAUUUUUGCGAGUGUUCUUUUUUGGUGCCUUGUCCACCUGGCAGAGAACACAGAAGAUCACAGACGUCUGCACUUCGUAUGGGUAGGCCACACUACGACGCCUUUUGGAAGUGUGUGUUUCUGGGCGUCGGGAGAGGUCGCGUUCGAUUGCUCCAGAACUAAACAAAGGAAGGCGUGUAGUAUCUCGACGUCAAUCCGGGGACAGGAUCCACGAGAUUGACGCAGAAGGCGCUUCGAACGGGGUGUGUACAGCUUCGUUUUCGCCUGGAUUGUCGCAAGAAGACUGAGCAGAUGUAAGCACCGGAAGCAUGCGCCGGUUUCGGCGAUGUUCUACCACGACACGGUCGACGAAGGCCUUGCUUGGCAUGGAUUGCGGUUUUGCUCGAUGGCCGGUUGUUGAUGGUGGUGGUCGACCGCGACACAGAACACAAAACACGUCAACGACGUCAUUUUUUUUUGUUAUGUGUGGUUUGUUUUUUCGGGUUGUGGCUGUCCUCCUCUCACCGGUUUGACUGGCUUGUUUAUGGGGGAGUCGCCGGUAGUGGAGCGGGGAGGUUUGAACGGCACUCUUUUGCUUGGUCUCGGUGAACGGGGCGUGUGAGGGGGGGGGGUCAAAGAUGGCAACAGAGACAAGGGUGGAUGACGCCCGAAGAGCGAGAGUCUCGAUAGAUGCAAGGGAUUUGAAACUUGUGCGUGUGAACCCCCCCUUCACUUCACUCCUUGUAUUUUCAUUUUUCUGAAUAUGUUUGUAUGCACCCGCUCAUGUAAAAGGUGUGCUGGGCUCUGAUCCGUUUCUGUGUUUGAGCUGGGUGUUUUCCCUUCAAACUAGUUGCUGUUUCGUUAAUUGGGCAGAGCAGGAAAGGAGAGCUCCCCGACGUUCGGUUUGCCAGCGGUUUGGACCAGUAGGAGCGUACCCGGGCGUACUUUUAAGCGACCACGGUGUGGGAGAAGAGGUGACGCGUAUUCAACUCACCCCAAGCUUUUGUGUGCCUGCCGCCUCUCGCAUUGUUUACAGGGAAAAGAAAGAGGUGAGUGUAAGGUUGAAUGUAAUGGAUACGCCGUUUUGACUGGAAUGGCCGUUCGGGCGC